AUGAAAGAGGAGAUCUCGAAAUUCGAAAAAUCACGGAAGAAAAAUUGGAUGGAAUUGAAUCGAGAAUUGUUUGGUGUUCUUCAGCUUGGACUCGGCUUUUUCUUUAUUUUUGCUGCUUUUAAUUCACAAGCCUUCAUUGUGCUUGCUAUUAUUCGAAAUCUUUCUUCAGCUGGUGAACUUGCUCCAAAUGAUGGCUAUUACAGUAAAGGAAUCCUUUACUUCACUUUCAUGUUUUCAAAUCUCUUGGCACCGCCAGUGAUCUCAAGACUAGGUUCAAAGUGGGCAAUGGUUAUUGGUGCUUCAAGUUACAUGUUUUAUUUGUUAUGUUUUCUGGACUUAAAAACCUGGAUCUAUUUCACUGCAUCAGCUUUAAACGGAAUUGGAGCAGCAAUUUUGUGGACAGCCAAUGGUGUAUUUCUCGUAGAAAUCUCAAAGAAAGAGAAUCUUGGGAGAAAUAGUUCCGUGAUGUGGACAGUGAUGCAGACAUCACUCUUGGCUGGAGCUUCGAUGCUGGCAUUGUUCCUUGGUGAUAGUGAUCUUAAAUCAGUCUACCGACUCGUCUACACCGUUUUCUCUGUUGUCGCUGGAGCUGGUGUUCUUACAUUGGCUCUCUUGCCUCGAAAACGUUCCUGGUAUGAGCACACUGAUGUUUCUAGAGAACCGACAGAGAACAGUCUUCUUGGAGCGGAAGCUGGGAAUGAUUCUGUUAAGAUCACUCCACCAUCAAUUGCUCAAGUAUUCGUAAGCACUUUCAAGUUGGCUGUUUCAAAGAAAAUGCGGACUCUUCUCGUCGUUUUCUUCUUCUUGGGAAUCGAAUCAACUUUCUCUCAUGGAAUUUAUCCAGCUAGUGUUGCGGCAACGGGACAAUUUGCGGACAGAGAAACAAUUCUCCCUUACUUGGUCUUCGCUUUUGGGACAGGAGUUGUGAUCAGCGGUUUAAUAUUAACAAGAAAAAAGUCGGCUCUCGGUAACAAAUGGGUGGUUCUUUUGGGGACAAUUUUGAUGAUUGCCGGCUAUUUAUUCAGCUAUCUUAUUCUCCCAGCAGAAGCAGCUCUUGGAAAAACGGAGAAAUUGGCAAUGAUUGCUCCAAACAAAUUUCUUUUCUUAAUUCCUCCAUUCCUGUUGGGAUUGGGGGAUUCUUGUUGGCAGACUCAAGUGGUGACGCUUGUUGGUGGAGUGUGGAGAGACAAAGAUUCCGCGCCAGCAUUCGCAUGCUUCAAGUUUUUCCAAGCUGGAGCCGCUUGUUUCGCUUACGUUUUGGGCGCUCAUUUCCUUCUUCACUAUAUUCUAGCCUUCAUUAUUCUCUUGAUUAUAACAUCAACAAUUUCAUUUUUCUUAGUGCACAAUUGGGCUUUUAAAGAAGGAACACAAGCGUCUGAGGAAAAA
Mesorhabditis belari is the source of this 1386-nucleotide messenger RNA. The record is from the annotation of a GenBank genome assembly. Lineage: Eukaryota; Metazoa; Nematoda; Chromadorea; Rhabditida; Rhabditidae.